CUAUUUUGGAAUGACCUACAGCUCAAUGGCUAUGACAAGCUAUACCUUUUGAUGUCAAAGUGGAAACUAACUCGUCUGUUCAACCACUUUUGCUUUGUUGCUGAUGUGACUUCCAUUGAAGACCUGGAGAAUCGAGUGAAAACAAACUUGACAGAAUUGAAGUCUAAAGUGCCAAGCUGGGCAUCAGAGUCAUCAUUCAGCCAUGAUAUAGAAGAAAUAGAAAAAAUGAUCAAAGAUUCCAAGACUGUGAAAUUUGAAGACUUACCAUAUAUUCUGGUAAGUUAUUUUGCAGUUUGGGACACUAUAGAAUUAUUAAUUGAAUUACCGUAAACAGUCAUGGGUAAGCUGCAGGGCUGUCACUUAGAUUUCAAGUUGCCAGGGUAGUCCAACAAGUGGGUGGGAAUCAAACAGCUAGUGAUUUAUUUUGGUUCUAUUUUUCUUCUAUUUUCCUAUGAAAGUAGCCGGGGUCCACAUUCAUGGGGAAUCUUUGCCCCCUGGCUCUUAAUGACAGCCCUGAAGCUGCACCCCAACUUUCAUCCUAUAGAUUUUUUAAAAGAUUGAAAUUCAGAAAAGUACUGAGGUUUGCUAUUUUUCUGGUACUGGCGAUGUGAGGAAAAAAGUGGUAACUGAUGAAAGGCUGGACAUGUUUAUGGGAGAUGUGUGGAAGCCAUCAAUCAGAGAAAGGCUUAUUGCUAAACAAGAGUUCAACAAUUCUCUUGAUAAUUUUGCAUGCCAGUGUGGAAAUUAUAGUCAGUUGUAAGUGAGAGAGGUGGUCGUCAUGGGGAGAACAUUCAACUUCCCCCUAGCUUAUUGGCCACCUCUUUACAACUCACUGUUAAAGUAUUGGUAAUUGGCUGAGAUUUCAUAAUUGAUCAUGAGAAAUAAUCAGAUUGACCCAACUGAUUGAUCAUUGACUAUAAUCAGAACAAUUUUCAUUAAUAUGAUUAUUAUUCCUUUUAUUUUUCACUUACUUUGUUUGCAAGUCAAAAUACUAUAUACUUUUGAGUUUUUGGAUGAUAGAUUUCCUUUAUUAAUGGCAACCAUUUUGAGAGUGAAUCAAAAUCUUACAAGCCAAUAAAGGGAAUUACAUGUAAGCACAGCCAUUGUGUGAUGUUUUAGAACAUGACAAGAACAUAUAAGAUGUAUCAAAGAAGGGUUAUCAAUGGAUUAUCUGCAUUACAAGUCCAUUAAAAAUAGAACACCUUAAUAUUUUAAAACUGUUAAAAUUAUUAAAAUAUUAUAUUUUUAUUUACUUAAGAAAAUUAGGUACAACUGUCGUACCAUGUUUUAGAACAUGACAAAAACCUAUGAAAUGUAUCAGAGAAGGAAAGUCAGUGGAUUAUAUCUGCUGCAUUUUGAGUCCUUUUUAAAUAGAACACCUUAGUUUUUUAAAACUGCAGUCAAACCUCCAUGUGUGACCACCUCCCAUAAGCGACCACCUACAGAUGUAUCCAAAACACCAAGUUUUUUUCCGAGCUGGAACCUCUCAUAAAUGACCACCUCUUGUAAGCAACUGCAACCACAUUUUCGGGCUGACGGUUUAUUGAUUUUUCAUUGUUUUUAACCUCUUGUGAGCAACCACUUGAUGCAUGGUCUACUGAUCUCUACAUGUAUGUUCAAUGUAUGUACUACAUGUAUGUAUUAUGCUACUUAGAGUAUAAGAAGAACUUUUAGUGACAACAUGGAAGUACAUAUAACAUCACAACUUAACAAUAAUUGCCUGCAACUGAUUAUCUUCCAUGUAGUAGAUGUGUCUGGGCCGCUUUUCGGAAGAGACUCCCUGUGGUUCCAUUCUCAUAAGCGAGCACCUCUCAUAUGCGACAACUAUUAAUCUUCGCAUUUUUUUGUGAUCAUUUAAUUUAUGGGAGGUUCAUUUGUAUUAAUAGUGCAAUAUUAAUUAUUAAUAUAAGUUAAUAAGUAUUAAUUAGUAAGUAUGAAUAAUUAUUAUUUGGGCAUUGCCCAAAUAGAGUAAUUGAGAUCGCUUGUUUUGAUUCAAAGUGGCAAUGGGCACGCAAAACGUGUGAAUGUAAACAAGGUAAGUGACGUGAAUGUUUGCCACAUGAAUGACUCGUACAAUAAGGUAAAAGGCAUGCCAGAAAGAAAGCUUUGCUAAAAGGGUGCUUGAGCCCACUUUUACGAUCUCAAAAACCCUGCAACAAAGAAACACAACUCCUAACAGUGCAGGGACAAAGAAAUUAAAAGAGAUAAACAUGUUAAAGCAACUCAGGGAUAAUAAUAAUAAAAACAGAUAUCGGCUGACAGUAUUUUUAUCUCACCCUGAAGCCGGGUGAUUUUCUGAAAUUUGAAGGAAAAUCUGUUGAAAAUAAUUGGAAUUGACGGGUUUGGCUUAUAGCCAACAGUUUGACAAUAUUUUUGCCCUCAAUUGUUGAGAGCCAAAGAAAAUGUCAUGCAAAAUUCAGUGAUGAUGCAUGAGAUAAAUUAGGAAUUGUUUCAAUGAGGGGAAUGACAUGCAAUGAGUGGCAACAUAUUAAGUAUCUUGGCAGUAUGAUAAUUUUAUUGGAACUAAUUAAUGUUAGCCUAUUAAUCUUAACAGUUGAAUGAUGCAUAAUUUCAUAUAUUGCAGAUGUUCGAAAAGGAGGUGAUUUUUAAAAUUUCAUGGAGCAAAAUGUUCUCGUUAAAAAGUUGCAUUCUUUCACGUUCAAACUGUAAAAAUGGCAAAGUCCAACACCUUCACAUGCAAACUGCCUGUGUGACAGUUAUUUUUAAAACCCUUUGGUUAAUUAGAUUAAGUCGUAUUCUCUCAUACACGAACCCCGAAAGCACCAAAUUCCAAAGCCUUCACUUGCAACUGCAUGGCAAUACAACUCACAGUAAGGGCCUAAUUGCAUCAGCCAGGCUUUCGGGCUGGCUAGCUCUGCCGAGGUGCUUUUAUCUCGGUAUUACAUGGAGCUAGCCAGCCCGGAGCUACCAUUUUUAUAUAGAGUCUGGAAGCAGUGCGAAUGAGCAGUGUGUUACCCACUGUCCUGUUCUCGCCUGGUUCAUUUGCCGGGCUGUCUAGUAAGCGUGAUUACAUGGAAAAUUUCCAGCCAGGAUCCCGGCAUUUCAAUACUGGGGUCCCAGCUAACCUGGCUGGCUCGGUUGUCAAGUAAUCGCAAAGUUGAUUUUUGUUGUGUUUAUGACUAAGGUGCUGCGAUCUCUGCAAAGCAAGCUGGUGCGGGUCAUGUAAUCUGGCCCUUAGUUUUAUAGCCAGAUUUUGUUUUCUCCCCCUUGACCUCACCGAUUUUUCAAAGCCUCCCGAAACGGCACACCCAAAAUUUCAGCCCCCCUCCAAACAUCUUCUUACCCCCUUCUCCAUAUUAAUAAAAUGUUCAAUGAGUGUCUUGACAUCUGAUAUAAACACGGCUAAAAUUCACAUGCAAAUUUUUAGACCAUUUGUGCGGUGUGCAGUUUCAUUAAAGUGUUGAUUUAUAUGAGAAAGACUGAGUGGCUGCUGAGUGGUAGUUUACAAGAGCUUAAAAACAAAAGAAAAGUCUGGUUGGGUAAUCCCAAAAGUGGUCGUGAUCACUUAUGGGAGCCUUUGCUUACAAGAGCUUUUCAUUACAAGGUUUAAGUCACAGUUCAAUAGGGGUAUCACAAAUAAGGUCGUAACUAGAGCUGGCUGCUGUACAACUGUACAUAUAAAAGACUUCACAUACCCCUAGUGCAAUGAUGCCCAAAUACAUGCUCCCACAGCGUCUUGUUUCAUUGUGUUUAUGUGCUCUUGAGUGAUUACUACUCCCUGUUGUUGUCGUGGAGAUGAUGAGUGAAUGCAUGACUAUCUGCCUGGAUAAAAAUGUGGCCUUUUGGGAGAGGUUGCAGUCAGUAGGGUUGCCUUUAUUGCUAUUCAUGGGAGUUUCAAUCUUUAACAGUUCUUCAAAAGUCUGGCAGGCCUUUGAUUUUGCAACCUCUAACAAAGGAGACUAGCAUAGUGCACCCACUGAACUUAUUGGUUGGCAAAUAUAGAAUGCUUCGCUUUGUUUCAACUAAAUACAUGUGUGUUAACUUAAUCAAACAAUUUUAAUUAUGCAAUGGUAUUUAAAACUGACUACAACACUGUAAUUUUGUGGAUCUUUUCAGAAAAUUCAAAAGAACACAUACAAAGAGCAGUUGGAAGAUGGUGGAGUUCACAUAAUACCAAAAGAUCACAUUUCUUUACAAAGCAAAAUUGCCCUUGGAAAGCCAUAUUCUGGUGAUGUGUAUAAUGCUCAAUGGACUCAAGAUGAUAAUACUAAGGUUGUUUGUGAAGGAAUUUUUUCUCUUUUUAUUACAUCACACCUUUACAUGACUAUGCUCAGUGAUUUUUCCUUUGGUUUAAAGUUACCUAUGUUUUUGUUAAGCUAAUUCAAAGGACACAGAACAAAGAAAGUCAAUAUGCAAAAUACAGGCUUCUUCAAUUGCAAUCAAUCUAGACAUGCUACAUGUACUGGUAUGCUCAAAGGGGGGAAUUUCAUAUAUCCCAUGAUGCAUCGCUUCAUACUAUAUUAUCAAGCUUCUGAAUGCACGUGAUCCUAUCAGUUCAACAGGGAUGCAACAGUUGAACAACGGUGGACAGCGACUUGUUUUUGCCAAUAAAACCUUCUGUACCUUUGCUGUGUCAAUCCACUUACGAUUUUCGUUCUACUAUUCCAAAUAUAUCUCUUGUGAAGUCAAAGAGAGUGUUUUGGCCGCUGAUUAUUCAACUGAGCCUUACGAUCGCAAGGCAGUCCACGCAAAUGUUUUUAGAAGCUAGCGAGGAAGGUCUUUGCUUCUGUACGUCCUGUAUUAACGUGCGUUGAUAAAGCCCUCCAUCGAUUAACAAGCAAAUUUCCACGUACUUGUCUUGAAAUAAAUACAUAUUCUAGGUGUGAGAUUUCCCACUGUUGCUUGUUUGUGAUCGCAGUGCUCAUAUUGUCAGUUCAAUAAUUCAUCGAUGCAGUACAUCAACCGUUUGUUGAUCGCACAUGCUUUUUAUACUUCAACAAGCUCGGCUUAUGCUGCUUAUGCAGUCGAAAAUAGCGAGAUCGUUAAAGUUCAAAGUGACAUCUAUCAGAGAUAAAAUUCAAAGGAAGGGAAUAGCUCCAACAAACAAUAAAAAUAACAAAAGCAUCUCUACAUUUUUCGUAACACAACACCAGCUAAGCAUUUGUCAAACAUAAACAGAAAAAAGCUUUAUUAAGAAAUACAAAACCACCCACUUCUUCUUUACAAUGGAUCCUAAAAGAAUUAUCGAAAUGUUUUUAAAGGUCUUAUACGCCGGUUGAGGUCCUACGGCAUGCUGUUCCAUGCCAUUUUUCAAGUUUCCCUCGCGCGGUUGCGACCGGAAGCCACCAUGAGAAACCAAUUUUACCUAAAAUAAUGAGACAAAAAAGCUUUAUAAUAAUACAAACCAUUGAAUUUAAACACUCAUCAUAACCUAAUGGGAAAUUUUGUGUUUUGAUCAGCGAAAAACGGAACGAAUUCACGAAAAAAUGUUCCAUCUUCGCAGGACUUAGCAUAAAGAAAUUGAAACCUUCGCCUUGCAUCUUAGCGGAGAAAGGGCAGAAAAUGCGAUAUUUCAAAACGAUCAAACCCAUAAAAAUCGCGAGGUCGAAAGAGGUCGGAGCGUGGAACUAGUAUCAAGCACCCCUUGCCUGCCGAUUUAAAUAAUUUAUUAGAGUAAAACCUUUCUAGAAUAAAGACAGUUUUUGAAAGUUGAAAGUCAUCUAAAUGAAUAUUCACUUGCGAGUUAAAACAGCAUGGCUUAACAGGGUCUUAAACGAGAGCAAUAAUGUGAAAUGACCUUGGAAACAUUUUACAUUAUCAAUCAGAUGCCAAAGAUUAACAGGGCUCAUUGAAACUUACCUUGGAUGAGCUGCAUCUUGAAAUUCUGGUCGUUAAAACUCUCCCUCAAAACUCUCGAACGCUCUUUCCACCGCGGAGAAAGGACAGAAAUUAGCCGCAAAGCAUCAUGGAAUAUAUGAAAUUCCCCCCUUUGGUAUGCUCUAUCCAGUGUAAAAAAGUGCAUAUUCCAGAACCUUUUUUUCCUCUUUUCAUUAUCUCAAAGUAUGAAAAUCCUACUUUAGAAAAUGAGCAAGUGGUCAGCACUCUAUCUACCACCUUUUCUCAAGAUCUGCUCUUUGUUCAUGUAAUAUGUUAUAUUUUUACAGAUUGAUGUUGUUCUGCGAUGUGACCUUGGUCCAACACACCGUGAAUUGUUUGUAAGAGAAGCCAAAAUAAUGAGUGGCCUUGACCAUGAGUACAUAAUGAAAUUCUAUGGAGCUGUGAUUCUUGGCCCCUAUGCACAUUCUGUUGGACUGGUAAGUAACCAAUAUUUUAUGUCAGUCUGUUUUACUUUACUAUUCCCCUUUUAACUCCCACAAAUGAUUCAAUUCAAAAUUCUUGAAGAAAUUCAUCAGGCUAGUGAAGUUAAUAUCGAUUUAGAUGUUCUCAAAACAUAGCCAGUCUUAACGUCUUAAUGAUCCUGACAGUUUUGAUGACUGUCAGCCAUCUUUAUCAAAACUUGGAAAACAUUAAAAGUGUCAGAAGUGGCUUCUGAAGGUGUUAAUUAUUGCGAUAAAUGCUCAAAGUCACUCUGUAGAUGCCCCCUUCCCCCCUGGUUUGGGGGUGGAGAUCACUUGUGUCCAUAUGGGAGAAAGCUGAUAGGCUCCCUUGUUCCUGUUCAUAGUAGGAGUGUUCGAUCUAAUACAUAUGCUUUCCUUGAUCCAUCGCUUAAACUUGUUGCUUUCCUGCUCAACUAUUUGAGUUGCUUCCCAAUUCAUGAUAUGAUUGUUCUGACAGACGGGGUCUGUUAUUGCUAAUUUAUGGUGCUCAUUGGUAGAAGCUCUGCAGGUGGAUCUUGUGAAAUUUUUGUCAGAGAUCUUUUCUACUUCUUUUCUGUGUUCUGUGAUCCUGUUUCCCAGCUGUCUCCCUGUUUCACCGAUAUAUACCUUUUUGCAUUGGCUGCAUGGAAUUUUGUACACCACUCCAACCUUUUUUUGCUUCCCAUCUUUGUCCUUUGUCCAAAGUCACUUUUUGGGUUUUCUGAUGGGCAGACAAGAUCUACAUGUACAUGUUAUGUAGCCAUACCAUGAUGAGAGAUCUAACUGAUAUAUACAUUCCAGUAUUGUAUUAAACUACAUUAAUUUUGUAAAAUGCCUAAUUUUUAAAGUGCUGUUCAAGAGGUUGUUUUUUCAUCACAUGGCCAGUUUUUAUCAACAGGCUCAAAGUAAGAACUUCAAAGAAUGUCUUCAAAAAUAAUUAGCAUGGAUCAUGGGGCUGAAAGCAGCCCAUGUGCAACUCACUCUUAUUUUGUGCAUGCAAAGGUAUCCUAAUAGAAAUGAUAAUGUUGUGUUGUCCUCUCCUUUUUGUCCAUCAGGUAGUUGAAGUAUUCAGUAAUGGAAACCUGGAGGAGUUUCCUGUUCCAUCAUUCUUUCAUGCCUGGCUUUAUGCCUCACAGCUUUCAUCAGCACUAGAAUACCUAGAAGCAAAGAACAUAUUACAUUCAUCUGUCAUAGGACCUUUUGUGUACAUCUCUUCACCUGAAAAGGUAGAUAAAGUGCACAACAAACAAUAUAUGGGAUACAAGACUUUUGAUACAUUGUGACUGGUUCCCUUUGCUUGAGACUGACUGUUUAUCAUUUUUUUUUGUUUGCAGGUGAAACUUGGUGGUUUUAUGUGUUGUUAUUAUAAGGGGAAAACAGACAGAGAAAGUGUGUAAGUUUGAACAAUUUGUGAACCCAGACUGGCCUUAAACUGCUAGCUUAAGUGCAGCCUAUAAAUGUAUUUAAGGAGGAGGUAUGCAGCAGGAUUGCAGAAAAGCAGCUCAUGCUCAUUUGCAUCUCAGUAAAAUAAGCAAAGAAUAACAAAACAGCACUUUUGUUUGUUUUUUAUCCUUCGUUUUUUAAGAACUGAAUUUAAUUUUCCGCAAUCCCACACCCUAAUGACAAUAUCUAAAUUCUGUGACAACAAUACAAUGGAACCCUGUAUGGUCACCAAUGGGUCAAAAAAUUUUGCCCGCAUAGUGUUAUUUGGCCAGGCUCAAAUUUCAUGACUUGAGGGCCGUAAUGACAAGUGCACCGUACAUCGCAUUCGCAUUUCAUGAACAACUGUUCGCAUUAAUAAACAACCAGAAUGAAGAUAUCACGUACAGUAAUUGAAAAAACGACUUAAAAUUUUCUUUCAGUAAAUAAAACACUUUGAAAAUUCAGCUAUAAAUCGCAACAAGUGUACUUGAUGUACUGUAGUCUAAAAACUGAAAAAUAGUUGCAGAGUUCUAAACUAUUUGGAACAAGUGGCCGUAAUUAACGGGGUGAAAUUAUAAGAGAUUCUUCUGUUUGGGAUUUUAAAAUGUGGCCGUUGGCCCUAUUAACGGGCGAGUGCAUUAAUGGUUUUUUUUUUUGUAAGGAGAUGUAUGGCUGUUUUGCAGGGCAAAAAAAAGUGGCCGUAAUAACAAGGUGACCAUAAGGCGGGGUUCCACUGUAAUUUGUCUCAUAAAGACAAAACAAAAAAGAGGCAAAUGUUGAAAAACUGUUAGACUGGACAGUUCUCAAAUAUUUCCAUCUAUGCCUUCUUUUGUAUUUGCUGCAUUUAUUUACUUCGUUCAAUGUUCUAGGUGGUUAUAUUAUGUUUCACUUUAUAAUGUGAGCCUCUGUUUGGGUAUUUCCAAGGAAAUCAAAGUUAAGACAAUCGUCAUUGAUGAAGCAAGGAUCAAUGCCAUUUCAAUCAAGUUUGACAAUGUAUAUCGUGAAAGUGUGCUGCAAUUUCAGAAUUUUUGUUUUGCUUGUUUUCUUGUUUCCGUCACUGUUAUGGUUAUGCUGGGCUUGCUAGUACCCUUACUUUGCAAAAUAAUUUUUGGUAUGCAACAGUCCCCUGAAAAACUGAUGAUUUGAUGGAAAAUGAAUGACAAAAUCGAUGACCGCAGAUACCCAUACAGAGUCCUUAAGGAGGUCAGUUGUCAUUGUCUGAAUUUGGCUAAAAUCUGUCCCCUGAUUACUAGAAAAAAAUUGAAAUCAAACUAUAAUUUAAAUAUACUAUUGGUCUGCUUUAUAGGCCAGGGUAUCACAGGGAAUGGCUCUUGAGAUCAGCCUUAACUGGAGAUCAAGAGAAGAAUUUAGAUGAACUUUCAGUCGAGAAAGUCAUGGUUAUGUUUGCACAAGUUGUUGAUAAAAUGUUCAGAUACCUGACUUCUCACCUUUCAGCAGAACUACUGGAUCUUUUUUCUGUAAGUAGCCACUUAAAAUAGCAGUGAGUAUUAUAAAAUAAGUUAGGAUAGCUCUUAAUUUUAAGGUAUGAUCCCACCUUCACCACUGACUUUGUGCGGAAUGCGCUAGUGUUUGUAGCUUUAAUUGUAAUACCUACAAACCGUAAAUUUUCUGAAAGCUUUGUAGUUCAAGAUUCAGCUUAUUUCUUUUGAAAGUCCAAAAUACGAACACAUUUCAGAAAUGACAAGCUUUUUGCAACUGUAAAUGUCUCCGUAAAUUUAAGUCCAGGCCAGCCAAAAAUAAACAGAAGAAACUAUUUAGGAUCGCAUUCACUUGUUGACACAUCUGAUUAAAAACUAACCGACAAAUUUUUGUGAAGUGCAUUUGUUCUUUUGUUUUAAGCAGGUAAAGUUAGGGAUAACAACUCAUUUGUAUUACCUGUGGAAAAAAUACUGUAACUAAAAAAUGAAAAAAAAGAAAUCAAAAUUUGCAGACACUGUUUUUUAGAAUAACUACCUGGCAGUAAGCUGGCCAAAUUUCAGCCGAUUGUAGUUUAAAAAGUACACUCAACUUGGCGUUAUUUUCAUUUCAAGAUAACAAGGAAAAUAGCAUUUUUGCAGCAUCUUGCCUGUAAUGAGAUCAUAAAAGAUUAUUAUUCAUUCAAAAUAUUUCUCCAUUUCUGAUUGGCUGAAAUCCCACGCUGAAUUCAUCAUAACCAGCUAAUGUUCACGAAAUUUGGAAGAAUUUUGUAAGAUGUGAAAAAUCGUGUCAAUUGUGAGGCAAAAUUGCCAGAUUAUUGAACAGUUAACCAAGGAGACCUGGAGACGAGGUUGAGUUGUUUUGGUAGGCAGUACAAAAUGGUGGAACAUUUCACUUGUUCCAUGAGGAAGAAAUAGGUGAACUAUUGGCAUAAGCAUAGCAAGAACAAAAAGAAGACGACUCGACAGAUGACAUCUGCUAUUUGGAGAGUAUUUGCAGACUGAACAACCCUUUAUCUCUUAAACUUGCCAAUAAACAGUUAAUUGAAGAUGAACUUAACAUUGAUGGAGGUAAGCAUGUGUUAGCUUGUUUUUAAACUGGGAAUUGUUUAAUAAUAAACUAAUUAUUGAAUUCAGCUAUUGUAUCAUCAGAUUCUGUGUGGGGUGGCUCGGACACGAAUGUUUUAAAAUUUAACAUGUCUUUUAAGGCUGCUGCCUAACCACUAAAGUGCGGGAUUACAGAAUAUCAAAAUAUCAUUAUCUAUAGGUUUUGAUAUUUUGAUAUUAUAGUAAUGAUUGAUAUUAUGAUAUUCUGCAAUAUCGCACCUCACGCUGCCUAAUGGCGCCCAGUCACCAUCAGCGCCUAUGAAUUGCUCACGAGCGACUACAGUUUUAAGCAAGGCUAAAACUUAUGAUGCAAUAGCCUCUAUGCCUACUUCCAAUCAACCAACGACAAAAUUCCCUCCUCAUUCUGCGGUUUUGAAAUGAAAGCAUAUUAAGCCUGUGGUUGUCGACCGUAGGUAAAAAACUUCUGCUGAUGUAGGUCAACAAAUAAGCACUUGGCUUUAAAUUCACUUCAGUGACUUCUGCUCCCGGGGCUUCCACUGUGUGCAGUUGAAGUUUCCUGUUUGAAAAUGAUCUUCAAUGAAAUAAAUAGUCUAACAAAAACUUUCGGUAUCAAAAUCAGGUCCAUUCUUGAAAUACAAGUAAGUGAAAAUAAAAUCUCCGGCACCCUGCUACUAUAUGGUAUAUAUGCCAUAAUAAAUUUGAAGGAUAUCGAUAAAUGGUCUCUUAGAAAUGUGGCUGGGUCUCCUGUAGAUUUGCCCUUCUGGGAAAGGGAUAUUGCUGCAUUUUUUAUUUGAUGUGUUGAGGUUUUAAACUACAAAUAAUCUUCUUUGUAGCAUGACAUGAAGUCCCCUAUGGUGUGUCCUAGUGGUAUUACUUCUCUUAUGGAGCAAUGCUUGUCUGCAGAUGUUCACAACAGACCAGCUUUUCAAGAAAUUAGUAAAGUCCUUGCUAAGGUGUGGUAUUAAAUGAACAGUUUUCAUUUAGACACGAUGUCAUAUAUUUGAUCACUGUAUGGACAGAGUGUUUUAACGGGAACUAGAGCACUCUCAGAAUCACUACAUACAGGAACUUAGUGGCUGAUUUUUUUAUGUAACAAGAUUGGUUAUAUGGAGCAGUGACUUCACAGUUGCUGCCAUUUCUAUCUUUGUGGAAAGAACUGGGUUGUUUGUUGUUUGGAAUAUAUAUGACAGCUGAAAGAUAUUGUGGUAAAGCGAAUGUGAUGCAUUUUCGAAACAACUAUAGAACAAGAAUACCCAAGAAAACGCAGUAUGAGUUGAAGAUUUUCAGGAAAUUUGUCAAAGAUGUAGCAAAAAAAUGUAGUCAGAUAUUACUCCCUUGGAAGUGAGUGAGAAACACUCCCUGUCCGUAAUGACAGGGAAUUAUACAAAGUACAAGGUAUUUUGAAAUUUUGUAUAAAGCUCAGCAUUUUUAAGAAUAGCACUAUCUCUAGUAAAAACAAAAGCUUUUCAAUCUCUCCUGUGCUCACUUAUGAUGACAUAUUUUUCUUGUUUAGAUUUAUACAUACAUAAAAAUGAUAUUCACAGAGAAUAAAACUCACUGUGUUCUUUGUACGAAAGGCGUGAAUUUGAACUGGAUUCUAUGGAUUUCCGUGUUGUCUCACAACACCAAAACAAGAUGCGUGGAAGUCCAUGGAAUAUGUGUGAACAUCUUCAUUAUGAAAAGUUGGAAAAUAGAAUUAUACACCCAAAAGUUGAUGUUUCUAUUCAGUCUAAAUUAACAUUGACUUAACUGCCCUUUGCAGGAAAAACCAGUGAAAUGUUGUUUCACAGUGGAUAUAAAUGACACCAGCCCUUGUCAGUUAAAAUACAAGAAGGGUGAAAUGGUCUGGGUUAUUUCUCAAGACACAGCAAGGUACAUUAAAUAAGUUUUUAAAUCGGGAUCUCAAAAUGUAACAAAGGGUUUACUGUACUAUUAUUGAUACUAAAUUAAUAGAUAAAUAAAAUUAAUCUGACGUACAUGUGUUUUUGUAGAUAUAACGGCAUGUGGUUUGGUCAAAAAGAAGAUGGAAUGACGGGAUGUUUUGAAAGGGAAAAAGCCGUUAAAAUUGAUGAUGAUGAUAGAGGUAAUUAA
Messenger RNA from Porites evermanni, 12295 nucleotides. The record is from the annotation of a GenBank genome assembly. NCBI's taxonomy places the organism in Eukaryota, Metazoa, Cnidaria, Anthozoa, Scleractinia, Poritidae.